AUGAAAAUUAAUCACCUAUAUUUAGUAGAAUCUACAUUGAUCUCUAUACAUUUUCAGCAGCAAAUGUAACGAAAUGCAUUCCUACAAGCCCUGAAAACAGGUACUGUUAGAAUAUGGCAAAGACAACGAUGCCACUGGCCAUGGGAUGCCAAACCUUGUGUACAUCUCCAGAGAGAAAAGCACAGAUUCUCCCCACAAUUUCAAGGCUGGUGCCCUUAACGUCCUGCUCCGAGUAUCAGCCACCAUGACAAAUGCACCAGUGAUCCUAACCCUGGAUAGCGACAUGUACUCCAACGAUCCACAAACGCCUCUGCGGGCGCUGUGCUACCUUUUAGAUCCUUCCAUGGAUCCAAAACUAGGGUACAUUCAGUUUCCUCAGGUUUUCCAUGGGAUCAACAAGAAUGAUAUCUAUGGUGGUGAAAUGAGGCAUGUGUUUGAAGUUCAUAUGCCUGGAAUGGAUGGGCUAGCCGGCCCCAUACAUGCAGGUUCUGGAGGUUUUUUCCGGCGAAGAGUCUUCUAUGGUUGCCCAUCUGAAACCCCAGAAAUGAACCAGGGUCGGCAGGUUAGCCAUUCAAUCAAGUCUAGAGAGGUUUUGGCAAUGGCACACCAUGUCGCAGGCUGCAAGUAUGAGAACCAAACCAAAUGGGGCAGAAAGAUGGGCUUUAGGUAUGGCACUUUGGUUGAGGACUUGUACACAAGCUGUCUGCUGCAAUGUGAAGGAUGGAAGUCCAUUUAUUGUAAUCCUAAAAGGCCUGCAUUUCUAGGGAAGUCACCCAUCAACCUCCAUGAUUUUCUGAAUCAAACCAUGAGAUGGUCAGUUGGCCUUCUUGAAGUUGCCUUCUCCAGAUAUAGCCCAAUCACCUUUGGAGUCCAAUCGAUAAGCCUCCUUUCAGGGUUAUGUUUUGCCCAUUAUACCUUCUGGGCGAUUUGGGCGAUUCCAGUCACCAUCUAUGCCUUUCUCCCCCAGCUAGCUCUGCUCAAUUCUGCCUCAAUAUUCCCAAAGAUAUCAGAUCCUUGGUUUUUGUUAUAUGUGGUUCUUUUCCUUGGAGCCUAUGGACAAGACUAUCUUGAGUUUCUAUUAUCCGGCAGGCCGACACAGAGGUGGUGGAACCACCAGAGGGCGUGGAUUAUGAGGGGACUAUCGAGUUUCACGUUCGGGUUGGUUGAGUACUUGCUGAAGUAUGUUGGCAUUUCCACAUUUGGGUUUAAUGUGACGAGCAAGGUGGUUGAAGAAGAACAAAGCAAGCGAUACCAGAAGGGGAUCUUUGAGUUUGGAGUCCCAUCCCCGAUUUUCUUGCCGCUAACCACAGCAGCAAUAAUCAACUUUGUCGCAUUCCUAACCGGCUUCGCAAAAGCCUGCAGGCAAAGAAGCAUAGAAGAUGUGUUUCUUCAAAUGUUCUUGGCUGGUUUUGCAGUGGUGAACUGCUGUCCAGUAUAUGAAGCCAUGGCCUGGAGGAGAGACCAAGGGAAAUUGCCUCUGAAAAUCACUGUGAUUUCUGUAGUUCUAGCAUGGGCUCUCUACUCAGCAUCCUCUAUGGCAUUUUGACUUGUCUCUAUAGAAUUGUUUUCGAGUUCUAGUCUGUACUGUUUACGUUACCUUGUACUCCCUGAUGAUAUUAAUAAACUAGCAAUCAAUCUCUAAACUA
Molecule: messenger RNA, 1646 nt
Organism: Vitis vinifera (wine grape)
Lineage: Eukaryota; Viridiplantae; Streptophyta; Magnoliopsida; Vitales; Vitaceae
Product: cellulose synthase-like protein G3
Exons: 4
Coding region: 146-1546 (466 amino acids)
Biological process (GO): plant-type primary cell wall biogenesis; cellulose biosynthetic process
Cellular component (GO): plasma membrane; trans-Golgi network
Molecular function (GO): mannan synthase activity; cellulose synthase (UDP-forming) activity
Source: RefSeq, a predicted model, not a curated record